CACGACGCAAGCGGAAGGUAAUCCGGAUACAACAAUACACCACUUGUAAUCUAUGACAAAAUACCCCAGAUGGAGAAAAUUUAUGAAUGGUUACAUUUCAUUCUUCACGGCAUUUGAGACCUUCUGAUGGUACGGGCUACGUCCGGUAUUUCCCUCUCUUUCUUCUUAAAUAUAGGCUCUGAACAGCUCAUCUCACCAUGAGCUAUCCGAGGGAAAUUUCCGACGCCAAUCCGGACUAUGGCAGUGAUGGGCGGAAGAUGGACUCGCCCAAUGCGUGGCCCCCAGAUAGCAAGGCGCUCCCCGACGCAAUAGAUGACGGGGAGCAGCAGAUCAUCGAGGCUGGUGAGGCGAAAUAUCAUCGCUUGGGGUGGAAACGUCUGACCAUCAUGCUGAUUGUGGAGGCAAUUGGUCUCGGGGCCCUGUCAAUUCCCUCCGCCUUUGCAACCUUGGGCAUGGUGGCUGGUGUGAUCUGCUGCGUGGGAAUUGGUUUAAUCGCCAUCUAUACUUCCUAUGUCAUUGGCCAGGUGAAACUUGCCUUUCCCGCCGUCCGACACUACGGCGAUGCCGGUGGUUUAUUAAUGGGCCGCGUGGGCAAUGAACUGUUCACCACAAUGCUGGUUCUGCAGCUGGUCUUCCUCACCGGUUCCAAUUGUUUAACCGGCACCAUUGCAUUUCGCCAUUUGGCCCAAAAUGAACAUGUCUGCUCGGUGGUGUUUGGCGCGGUCUCGGCCAUUAUCCUCUUACUCCUCUCUAUCCCGUCGUCUUUUGCCGAUAUGGCCUUCCUAGGCUACAUUGACUUUGUAUCGAUCGUAGCUGCCAUUGGCAUCACAAUUAUCGCGACAGGUAUCAAAGGCACUGAGGCAGGGCUGUCUACGGUCGACUGGUCGGCACUUCCCCAAGGCAAUCCAAGCUUCUCGGAUGGAUUUAUUGCUAUUAGCAAUAUCGUGUUUGCGUACACCUUUGCCAGCUGCUUGUUUUCUUUCAUGGAUGAAAUGCAUACCCCGAAGGAUUUUACUAAAUCAGUGUGGACGCUUGGCAUCCUUCAGAUCGUGAUUUAUACAAUCACGGGAGCGACGAUUUACGCCUUUGUGGGCCACAAAGUUGAUUCUCCUGCCUUGCUCUCGGCUGGUUCAAUAGUGAGCAAGGUUGCCUUUGGGAUCGCCCUACCGGUUAUUUUUAUCUCCGGAGCGAUUUGCACGAUUGUGGCGGGACGUUUAAUCCAUGGUCGCAUCUACGAAAAAAGUGUCACCCGCUAUGUGAACACCACCAAGGGCUGGAUUACUUGGCUGGCUUUGAUCACCGUUCUCACAAUUCUCGCCUGGAUUAUUGCAGAGGCAAUCCCUUUCUUCGAUGACCUGUUGUCUAUAAUCUCCGCGCUUUUUACUUCUGGAUUUUCGUUUUAUCUUCCUCCUAUUAUGUGGUUUGUCCUUAUCCGCAAAGGCAGCUGGUAUUCCAAGGAAAACCUUUUUCUCAGCAUUGUGAAUUUCUUGGUCUUUAUUUUUGGCCUGGUUGUGUUGGUUGGAGGACUUUAUUCAAGUAUUCAGGACAUAAGAAACAAUUACCGCAUUGGCAACGUCCGUGGGGCAUUUAGUUGUGGAGCAGUCUAGGGUCUUUUGCUCUUGUAUCAUCUCGAUAUACCCAACGUUCGCAUUAGCCCUUUUUCUAUGGACAUCGCGUGUCAUCUGUUCGUUGAGGGAGUGUGCUUCCUUCAACAUAUCCUCAAUGGAUAACCGAGCAGUGAGCCAAGAAACACCGCGGGAAAAGAACAUGUACAUACAUACACGACAUGAACAGCAUAUAGUUACAGCUUGAUUUCUGUGUCAAAAUUAGAGUCCUCAACCGGGCUCGGCGAGCCACCGUUUGCAGGUUAAGUUGGGUGAACUUUCGGCAAGCCGAACCCGGGUCGAGCUCGGGCAAUAGGCGAGCUAUCUCGCUCGAUCGUUUCAGUCGGCAAUUUCAGAUCGGCCAC
Aspergillus alliaceus is the source of this 1969-nucleotide messenger RNA. RefSeq names its product transmembrane amino acid transporter protein-domain-containing protein. The coding region runs from base 198 to 1607 and encodes 469 amino acids. The record is from RefSeq and is a predicted model, not a curated record. Gene Ontology annotation, biological process: amino acid transmembrane transport. Gene Ontology annotation, cellular component: vacuolar membrane. Gene Ontology annotation, molecular function: amino acid transmembrane transporter activity. NCBI's taxonomy places the organism in Eukaryota, Fungi, Ascomycota, Eurotiomycetes, Eurotiales, Aspergillaceae. The transcript is spliced from 2 exons.